Messenger RNA from Closterium sp. NIES-67, 912 nucleotides. The record is from the annotation of a GenBank genome assembly. NCBI's taxonomy places the organism in Eukaryota, Viridiplantae, Streptophyta, Zygnematophyceae, Desmidiales, Closteriaceae.
AUUCACACCCCACAAACAAGUCCGAUCUAAAGCACACACAAUCAGUGCCCCGCUCACUUCGAGAACUGAGGGUUUCGCUCCUAGCAUCGACCGCCAUGGCCAGGCUAACCAUCGUCCUCGCAUGCUUCGCCCUCCUGCUCCUAAGAGCUGAGGCAGGCCCACCCCCCGGCAAAGGACCCGAUAAGGGCAACACUGGCAGCACUGGCGGCACCAGCAGCACCGGCAGCACUGGCAGCACUGGCAGCACCGGCAGCACCGGCAGCACUGGGACCACUGGUGGCUCUGACAAGGGCAAGGACAAGAACGGAGGAGGUCCCGGUCCCAAGCCUGUUCCUAAGAAGCCCUUCAAGCCCGUUGUGCUCGCUCGCUACAUGGGAACCGUGCACCCGUGCAAGCCCCUCCCCUUCGUGCGCGGCUCCAUCGUCGCGAACGUCAUGUCGACCGAAGACAACACGACCAACUCCAUGACCUACGGCCUCCUCGUGUCCGGAACCGCCGAGCCGCCCACCGUACAGGGGAUUUACAGCACGGAUCCGUGCGACCCGCUAGUCGAGCAGAAGCUGGUGACCGACUUGAACGGAACGUGGGUGAACGUGCCCCAGAAGCCGUCCAGGAAGAACAGGAACCCGCCCCAGGUGUACACCCUGAGCAACACUGUCAAUGAGACCGCUCUGCCGCAGGCUCGCCCUGCCGGUGCUCCCAAGGGGAACGCCUGGGGAAAGGUCUGGAAGAUGCAGCCCCUUUAUGUGAUGAUGUUCGUUAACACUACCGCGGGUAACGGCACUGUUGCUGGCAGUUUCAUGCGGAACAAGUAGACGGGGUUGGGUGAGGGUUUUGUGGACAUUAUUAGCCUUGUAGCUUCAUAACACUUAAUAUUCAUUAUUUUGUUGCUAUACAACCAAAUAUGAACGU